Plasmodium vinckei vinckei is the source of this 453-nucleotide messenger RNA. Its product is annotated as conserved Plasmodium protein, unknown function. The record is from RefSeq and is a predicted model, not a curated record. The transcript has 2 exons. Lineage: Eukaryota; Apicomplexa; Aconoidasida; Haemosporida; Plasmodiidae. The coding region runs from base 1 to 453 and encodes 150 amino acids.
AUGGCUUUAUCUUUUUUGUGUAAAAGGAAAUAUUUUUUUAAUUUUUUCAAUAAUGUCCGGUAUUUAUCAUCCAAGAGAAUUUCAAAUCCAUAUCCCGUGGAAAGACCGAGUGUGAAAGAAAUGGACGAUGAAUAUAAACGAUUUUUGCAACUUAAGAGGAAAGAAAAUCCAACACCCGAGUUUAAAAUAACAAACAUAGAUAUAAAUACAUUUAGAAAAUAUAAGCAUAAAAAUAAUCCUACAUUUUCAACUGAAUUUAAAGUUUUCAUAACAGGUUUAUCAAUUUGUGCUUGGUGUUUAUUUGCUAUGUAUAUGACUGUAAAAAUUAUGACCCCAAAUGAUUUUGAAUGGGUAGACAAUGAAAGGAAGCGCCUUGAGGAGGCAAAAAAAAAAAUUAUGUCUAUAAAAGAAAAAGAUAAAGAAUUCCAAAACACCAACAAUAAUAAUAAUUAG